AUGGCCAUCCAAAAGAACAAGAAAAUCAGUGUCGGAGCCAAACUUCGUAAAAAGUUAAUUUCAACGAGAACGAUUGAAAAGAAUAAAACAUGGAACAAGGCAACCACUAUCAAGAAGGAAGUAAAGAAGGAGAUUUUGAAAAAAGAACAAAGUAAAAUUAAACCAAUGGUGACUCAUAAGCCAAAGGAGGCCAGUAAUAUUGUAAAGGCUAGCAUGGAUUGUCUCUAUGCCAAGUGCAUUCCUUGUAUUACAGAUUGUGUAAUUGCGGAGUUGGAAAAAUUAGGUACAAAAUUUAAAGUGGCUUUGAGGGCUGCUAAAGAUCCUCGAUUUGUUCGAUUGAAAUGCACUCAUAAGGGUUGCUAUGCGGACGAUUGUAUUGUGAAUAGAGUGAGUGCUAAUCCAGUAUAUGUUGUGGGCACUUGUGACAAGGAUUUAAAACGAAGAUUAAGAAAAAUUCCUGGAGUGCCCCUGAUGUACAUUCGCAACAGACAAUAUACCGUUGAAAGAUUACCUGAUGUAGAUAAAUUGAGUGGUGGCUUGUAA
This is a messenger RNA of Naegleria fowleri, 543 nucleotides long. RefSeq lists its product as uncharacterized. Lineage: Eukaryota; Heterolobosea; Eutetramitea; Acrasida; Naegleriidae. The record is from RefSeq and is a predicted model, not a curated record. Gene Ontology annotation, cellular component: nucleolus; small-subunit processome. The transcript has 2 exons. The coding region runs from base 1 to 543 and encodes 180 amino acids.